This is a messenger RNA of Coprinopsis cinerea okayama7#130, 1599 nucleotides long. RefSeq lists its product as hypothetical. Gene Ontology annotation, molecular function: protein binding. The coding region runs from base 1 to 1599 and encodes 532 amino acids. NCBI's taxonomy places the organism in Eukaryota, Fungi, Basidiomycota, Agaricomycetes, Agaricales, Psathyrellaceae. The record is from RefSeq and is a predicted model, not a curated record. The transcript has a single exon.
AUGGCACCUUCACCUCCAAGUACACUCCUUUCCUAUUUCAAAGACAGCACAGUUCGUGUAUCGCAGGAGUCAAAUCCUUACCAAAAUCCCAUCUUAGCCCCUUACUAUGCAUCAACCAGCAACCAUCUCUCACCCGAUCUCCUUCCUCAAUACAACACCCACCUUUCGAAGAUGGAGGCGAUGACGCUACAGGCCAGGGAAGAUGUUGCCAGGCUCGAGAUAGAGCUCAACGAAGCACGCCAGCGACUCCGACACACCAUAGACGAAUACGUAUCCUGUCGUUCUCUUGCCGCGCCAAUUCGUCGGCUACCAACAGAACUCCUUUCCUCGAUAUUCGUAGGCGUAGUGCAACGUCCAAAGCCUUUCUCGUCGGAGGAUGUUAGGCGCCUCACGGUUCUCCGAUUGGUUUGCAAGAAAUGGCAGGAGGUCGUGGAUACGACGCACGCGCUUUGGUCGGGGUUGACGUUCGACGUCUAUGUCACUCGGCCACAGGAGAUUAGACAUUACCUCGAACAGUGGUUCGCACGCGCGGGAACCCACCCACUUCACCUCAGCCUGGAUUUGGCACCGGUCAGGGGCGAGGGAGACCUGCACCUACGGGGGUUCUUCUAUCAACCAGGGUACAGAUGGACGUCGCUCAGCUUUUUAGGGGCCCCAUCUAGAUGGAUAAGGUGCCUUUUCCAAACCCUCCACGGAAAGGAAUACUCGCAACUGACGCAAACAGAGGGCUUCGAAUGCUCAUGGAAGAAUCUUGAAGAGCUUGAGGUGAAUUAUAACUGGGAUAACCAUGCGAGUCCUUUUUUGUCAACGCCCAUCUUCCCCCUUUCGCGCCGUUCCCCAAACCUCAAGCGCCUUACAUUUACGAGGGCCACCCAACCGUUCUUCUCCCAUAACACACUGCGCUACCUCUACCUCAGGGACUUCCGUGGCAGUCAACGCGCACUCGUCAAGGCCCUCUCCGUACUCCCUUCCCUGGAAGAGUUCGAGUUGUUCGCUUCGCUAUUUAAAGCUGAGGAUCCCUGGGACGCCGUCGACGAGGAGAACAUGUCCAAAGUCAACGUCUCCACAUUCCACCUGAGCGGAACAAGCCGUCCUCUGGAAGUCUUCGAAGGUCGUUUUCGCUUCCCCAAACUCCAAAUGGUUCGGUUCACCGGCGUUCGUCCCGCGGAGUGGAGCGACGGAAAACUAGCCGGUUUCUUCAACCGCAGUGGUCAAGAGCUUGAAGAAAUAUCAUUCAUCCAAUCCGCAUUUCCCUCAGUGUAUAUCGCAGAGACCCUUUCAGCUCUCCGCUCCAAGGUCAAACGCAUACUCGUGAAAGACUUCGAGUUUAUCGCACAAUUGGCACCCUGGCCCACGUCAAAGUUGCAUGGGUUGGAGGUGCUUGUCGCCGAGACGCCACCUUCGGAAGAGCUUCUGCGGUCUAUGAUCGAAGUCUUCGGGCGGAGGAAGGAGGCGAUUGAGAGGGGAGAAAUAAUCGGGCGUGGUGUCGUGCGGUUGUAUGUUCAGAAAGGGUGGCCAAGCUACAUGAUCACUCAUCGCGAUUAUAUGCAGAAGAUGGAGGAGGUCGGGGUACAGAUGGUCCUCACCCCAUACGAGUAG